AUGGCCGCCCAGGCCGCCGCGCCGAUUGUACGCCGAAACGACCCGGGGACCACUAGAGCGCAAUGGUCCGCGUGGCCGCCGUUGGCCUACGAGGAUAUGGACAGCACGCUGAACGUGCAGCAGUACAUCCAGCAGCUCAUCAAAAUUAACCCGUUGGACGUGGACGUGAUUUUGACGCCGCUUCCUGAAAUGGAUGAAGGUGUCUGGAAAUACGAGCAUCUACGACAAUUUAUCCUUCAACUCAACUGCCUCGCCCUCCGUCUACAAGCCCAAUGCCUGGCGGAUGUCUGCCUGCAAAUGACGGCCACCGAACAGUGGAUAUUCUUGUGUGCGGCUCACAAAAAUCCGAAAGAGUGCUGCGCGAUCGAUUACACCCGGCACACCCUCGACGGAGCGGCCACGCUGCUCAACAACAGCAAAUAUUUCCCGAGCCGGGUUAGCAUCAAGGAAUCAUCGAUUUCGAAACUGGGCUCCGUGUGCCGACGGGUUUAUCGCAUUUUCUCUCACGCCUACUUUCACCAUCGGGAACUUUUCGAGAAGUUUGAGGCCGAGACGGCUUUAUGCAAAAGGUUCACCACCUACGUGACGCGGUACCUGCUGAUCGCCCAGGAGCAUCUGAUCGUGCCGAUUCUCCAGGAAUCA
Mesorhabditis spiculigera is the source of this 642-nucleotide messenger RNA. The record is from the annotation of a GenBank genome assembly. NCBI's taxonomy places the organism in Eukaryota, Metazoa, Nematoda, Chromadorea, Rhabditida, Rhabditidae.